Messenger RNA from Loxodonta africana (African savanna elephant), 5191 nucleotides. RefSeq names its product zinc finger protein 397-like. Lineage: Eukaryota; Metazoa; Chordata; Mammalia; Proboscidea; Elephantidae. Gene Ontology annotation, biological process: regulation of transcription by RNA polymerase II. Gene Ontology annotation, molecular function: DNA-binding transcription factor activity, RNA polymerase II-specific; RNA polymerase II cis-regulatory region sequence-specific DNA binding. The coding region runs from base 1048 to 2553 and encodes 501 amino acids. The transcript is spliced from 3 exons. The record is from RefSeq and is a predicted model, not a curated record.
CGGGCCUGGGUCGUUAACGCGCUGCCCGCCGAGGAGGCGGCUGGCGCCGGGAGCCUUUUCCCGGCGGCUGAGCUCGCUAGCUGGCGCCAUCCCCCCCGUGCGGCCUCCUGCCCUCCGACUGAGAAUCCAGGCGGCUCCCCGGGGCCUGGAGGAGCCUCAGCUGAGGGCCGGGGAGGGGCUCUGGGCUUCGCGCGCUCGCUGAGCCCCUGCUGAGAGGUGUCCUCAGGAGCGCUGAGACUGCUGCGGAGCCUGCCCCAGACAGGGGUCGACCCCCGCCUCUCUGUGUGGGGGGCUCAGAGGGCUGCGGGGGCCCCGGCGCCAGACGAUCCAGGACCGAGGGAGGCCACGUUAGUGUAGGCAGCAGGUUCAGACAAGAGGGUCUUCAGUUGCUGUAUUCACAGCCUUUUAGCCUCAGUUUUUGUCCAUUGUCAUUAAACACACCAGCCUUCCUAGCUCAGUCGCUCACGUGCAGCCUCAGAGUGGAUAAACAUCUUCGUGACCUCACUUCUACUUGUGUCGGACCCUUUAAAAUGCAUUUUAUGUUGAACUUUAAUUUUGGUUAGAGGCGUUGAUGUCUGACUCUCAGAAGGAAAUGCAUCCUUGGCAGUUUUUCUCUUGAAGAACAAUUUCAUAAAGUUCGUGUCGCCCUGUUUGGGAAAUCUGAUUCCUUAAGUUAGCAUUUAAGUGUACUACCAUCUCUUGAGCUUGUUGGUGAUGCUUUCUCUUUUUAAUAGAGUAAUGUCAUCAUUGUUUUCCAGGGCUGGUUGAAACAAAUUAUUUCAGGCUGCAAAAAGGCUCAGAAGAAAGUUAAAGGCUUAAGGCCUUACUUAGAGGGUUGGAGGCUCUUUGACAUCAAGCAUGUGAAUAGGUUUCACACUCCAAAAACACUGGGCAUUCCCACUGUGCAAUAACAAGCUUCUUUCUUACACCUGCAGACCUUCCUGGGGUGAGGGUCAGGAGGCCUCUGCUGGGAUCCUGGAAGGGCCUCAACAGUGCCUACAGAACCCAAGCCCUGCUUGGUGUGAGUUGGUCCCUGGAGCCUGAACAAUGACUGCAGCUCAAAGAAGUGCUUCUGCCCUGGUCCCUGCGGCUGGGCACAGCCCAGAGGUGGGGAAGGCUGGUUUUGGGGGCCAAGCAUGCCGUUUGCAGGGCAGCAGCCUUCUUGGCCCAGAGAUCUUCCGCCAGCGCUUUCGACAGUUCUGUUAUGAGGAGACACGGGGGCCACGGGAGGCCCUGAAUCAGCUGAGAGACCUUUGUCACCAGUGGCUGCAGCCCGAGAUCCACACCAAGGUGCAGAUUCUGGAGCUGCUGGUGCUAGAGCAGUUCCUGGGCAUCCUGCCUGAGGAGCUGCAGGCUUGGGUGAGGGAACGGCAGCCUGAGAGUGGGGAGGAGGCCGUGACUGUGCUGGAGGACCUGGAGAGGGAGCUGGAUGACCCAGGGCAGCAGGUCAAAGCCUUUGUAGCCACAAAAGAAGAGAUCCAGGAGGAGGUGGCCCUUCUGACAACAGCACAGGAAUCCACUACUGUCUGGCUAACUGCCAUGGAUGGUCACCUCAGGGCUGAAUCACCAACACCCCACUUCCAGCAAGAAAGAGAUGGUGUCACUAAGACUAAGAAGAUGGCUUUGCCUGCUAAGCAGGAAGUUUCUGCAGAAGUAAAACAACACGAGGAAGACUUUGGUAGCCUUAAUAUGAAAUUUUCUCAAGUUUCCGAAGCCAGGGAACACUGUAAGGGCAGGGUGAAAAGACAGCAGAAAGAUGAUGAUAUGGGACAAAGAAAACAGAAUGGUGAUGAACAUGGGGAAAAUAUCAGUUUGAACUCAGGCCUUAUUGCCACACAGAGAAUGUACGCUGGGGAGAAGAUUCGUGAAGGCGAUGAUUGUGAGAAAUCCUUCAGUCAGACGAGUUCAGACCUGACUAAAAAUCAGAGAAUCCACACUGGUGCAAAACCCUAUGAAUGUGAUCAGUGUGGGAAAGCCUUUAAUUACAGCUCCCACCUCAUACUACACCAGAGAAUCCACACUGGGGAGAAACCGUAUGAAUGUGAUAAAUGUGGAAAAUCCUUUAGUCAGAGUUCAAACCUUAUUCUACACCAGAGAAUCCACACUGGGGAGAAACCAUAUGAAUGUGUUAAGUGUGGAAAAUCCUUUAGUCAGAGCUCAAACCUCAUUCUACACCAGAGAAUCCACACUGGGGAGAAACCAUAUGAAUGUGAUAAGUGUGGAAAAUCCUUUAGUCAGAGCUCAAGCCUCAUUCAACAUCAGAGAAUCCACACUGGGGAGAAGCCCUAUCCAUGUAAUCAGUGCAGUAAGAGUUUCAGUCGAAGUUCAAAUCGUAUUCUGCAUCAGAGAGUCCAUACUGAGGAGAAACCGUACAAAUGUGAUGAGUGCAGAAAGGCCUUCAAGCAGAAAUCAGCUCUUGUCCUACAUCAGAGAAUCCACACUGGAGAGAAACCCUACGAAUGUGAACAGUGUGGGAGAGCCUUCAGUCAGAGCACAAACCUUAUUAAACAUCAGAGAAGCCACUGUGGAGAAAAGGGCCUGCCAUUGUUAUGACUUAGAAAGUCUUUAAUUCAAACCUGAAUCUUUGUCAUCAAUGGAGGAAAAUUAAUGUAAUCAGUAUAGUUUAAAAUGUUAUUUAGCACAGAUUUUUGUCAUUUGAAUUAUCUGCUGGCUAGAAACAUGAGUAUAUCAAAUGAAAAUUUAUUUAACAUUUACUGUAUACUUCCUCUGUUUUGGGCACUCUGCAAGGUACUGGAGAUAAAAUGAAUAAAACGGUACCUUCUCAAGCAUUUUGUAGUUUAAACUGGUGCAGUCUUAUCCUGGAAGCAAGGUCACUGUCAUAAUCUAAGACAGUUUGGCAAUUCUACACUUUAAUCUAGAUCUUCUUACCUCAAGCCAUCUGUUUUAGGAUGUACUCCCAUUAUUCAUUCCCAUUGGUCUUGCAUAAUGGCAUUCCCUUAGUGUUUUUCCUUUUGGUAAUUAUCUUGCUUCUCCAUUAAGAGUGAAUAACUGAGGAUCCCUGUAGCAAUCACAAAAUAGGUGGAUUUUUUGUGUUGCCUUUAAACUUUAUCACUGUCACUGUUUCAUAUUUUACCGUGGUAUGUACCUCUGUUUAUUCACCUACUCUCCUGCUGAUGGGCAUUUGGGUUGUUACAGGAUUUUGCUAUUGUAAAAAGUGCUGCUAUGCACAUCCUUCACGUGUCUCCUAUUCUAAGGGAAUCAUAGCAAUAUUAAGUCAAAAAAUCAAGGCUUAAAUGAUUAUAUGCAAUAUGAUACACUUUUUAGGAAAUAAAAUACAAAAUAUACUUUUUCGGAUUACAAGUAGGUGUAAUAGAACUAUGUGAAAAUGAGAUCAGAGAGCUACUGCAAGACACAUUAUAAUCAAACUCUGGAAAACCAAAGGAUAAAUAGUGAAUAUUGAAAGCAGCACAAGAAAUGCAAAGUAUAACAUACAAGGGGUCUUCAAUAAGAUUAAGUGCCAAUUUCUCUUCAGAAACUGCAGGCAAACAGGCAAUGGGAUGGCAUACUUAAAGUGCUGAAAAAAAAGAACUGUCAACCAAUAAUACUAUAUCUAACAACACUGUCAUUCAAGAAUGAGGAUGAAACUAAGAUAUUUCCAGAUAAACAAAAGCUGAGGGAAUUUGUUACUACUAGACUAGCCCGACAAGAAAUGCUAAAGGGAGUCCUCCAGAAGGAAAAAUAAGGACACUUGAAGUUGUACAUAAAGGGGGAAAAAGAGUCCACAUUAAAGAUAAUUUCUUGACAAGUAUAAGGACGGACUUAAGGUAUUUUUGUUUGGCAAAUAAAGCUGGUGUUUCUAUCGUGCUUUAUAAAGAUAAAAGCAUUGAUGGUAAGUUACAGGGCACUUUAGAUAUAAAAAUUGGUGAUAGUAACAACAAAUGGGAGGGGUUGGAGGAUUGGUUAUAGGUAUGGAGCUUUUGUAUGUUAUUGAAAUUAAGUUGGUUCUUAUCAAUAUUAAGCAGUUACAAAUGUAAGAUGUAAUCUCCAUGAUAGCCACAACAUAGUAAAAUAAAAAUUAUGCACAGAAGGAAAGGAGAUUAGAAACAAAAUAGUUCAGUACCAAAAAAAGAGAAAGAAAAGAAAAACCCAAUAAAAAUUUUUUUAAAAAAAGAGAAACCAACUCUUACAAAAGAAGACAGCACUGGAGGAAAAGUGGGACAGAGUAGGUAUAAGAGACAAAAAAUGAAUAACCAAAUGGCAGAAGUAAGCCCUCCUUUAUCAAUAAUUACUGUGAAUACAAAUUGAUUAAACACUCCAAUCAAAAGGCAGUAGCUGAGUGGAUUAAAAAAACACGACUCAACUAUAUGCUGUCUACAGGAUCCACCUUAGGAACAAAAAAAAGACAAAUAGGUUGAAAGUGAAAGGAUGGAAAAAAUAUUCCAUGCAAACAGUGAAUCAAAAGACAGCAGUUGAGGCAAUUUUAAUAUCAAACAAAAUAGACUUUAAAAUUAUUAUAAAAGACCAGGUGCUCCUUGGAAAAGACCAAGAAGGACACUAAUAAUAAAAGGAUCAAUUCAUCGAGAAGAUAUAACAAUAAAUAUUUAUGCAUAUAACCUUAAAGCCCCAAAGUACAUAAAGGAAACACAGAAUUGAAGGGAGAAAUAAGCAGGUCUACAAUAAUAGUUGGAGACUAAUACACCACCUUUGAUAAUGGAUAGAACAACUGUGUGACCAAUGAAAUACCACAGGAGCAUGGAAAUGUCACUUCUGAGAUUAGGUUAUAAAAGGUUGUAGGUUCCAUCAUGGGUUCUCUUUAUUGGAUCACUACUGUAGAGGAAACCAGCUGCCGUAUCAUGAGGGCCCUCAUUCAGCCUCUGGAAAGACAUGAUGAAGAACGGGAGACUUUAGCUAACAACAUGGCAACAAUGCCGUGAAAGAGCUUGGAAGGUCCUUCCCUGUUGAGUAUUCAGAUGUCUGCAACCAUGACCAACAGCUUGACUGCAACCUUGUGAGAGACCAUAAACAAGAACCAUCCAGCUAAGAUACCCAGAAUUUUGACCCACAGAAACUGUAAGCUAAUAAAUGUUGUUUUAAGCUGUCAAGUUUUGUGGUAAUUUAUUACACAGCAGUAGAUAACCAGAACAGAUUAUGGUACCUGAAAGUGCGCUGCUGCCAUAAAAUGUGGGAGUGGCUUUGGAACUGGCAGUUCCUCACAAUAGAAUUCCAGUUA